Molecule: messenger RNA, 1263 nt
Organism: Balaenoptera musculus (blue whale)
Lineage: Eukaryota; Metazoa; Chordata; Mammalia; Artiodactyla; Balaenopteridae
Product: testis-specific Y-encoded protein 1-like
Biological process (GO): nucleosome assembly
Cellular component (GO): chromatin; nucleus
Molecular function (GO): histone binding; chromatin binding
Source: RefSeq, a predicted model, not a curated record
AUGUCUGAUGAACUGAACUUCUGGUUCUGCCAUGAGAAGGCUCAAACACCUCCUGAGGAAAAAACCAUCCUACAGGAAAAAGAAUGCAGCUGCCCCAGCUCAGGGCCAGGGCCACGUGGCGCCGCCCAGGGACCCCGGGUCAUCCUGCGUGUGGGAGGGGGACCUCAGGAAGCAGGGGCCUGCGGGUCCCCAGGUGCGGUGGGGGAGGUGAGUGCCGUGCGGGCACUAGCUGGUGGGUCGGGCGAGGAGGCCACCAUCUUCAGGGUGAGGGUCAUGCGGCAAGGCGCGGUCCUGGAGGAGGGAGAGGUGGCGGGGAUCAGGGAGGAGUUGGGGCUGCUGGUGGAAGACAUCAUGCAAGUGGUGGAGGCGGGGGCGGAGGAGGAGCAGGAGGAGGUGCAGGCGGAGGAGCGGGAGGAGAAGCCCCAGCAGCAGGGGCAGGAAGAGCCAGGGGGGGACCCGGGACCCACGACCGCCCGGCCCCUGCUGGAGGCGCUGGCGGCCCUGCAGUUAGAGCUGAGCACUCUGAAUGCCCAAGCCAGCAGGGCCUACACUUGGCUCAAGCGCAUGAUCGGUCAAAGGCGGAAGCCUCACUUGGAUGGAAGAAGGGCCAUCAUCUGGGGCAUCCCUGGCUUCUGGGCCAGAGCCAUCAUGAACCAACCCCAGAUGUCGGCCAUGAUCAGUGACCAAGAUGAAGACAUGCUUAGCUACAUGAUCAGUUUGGAGGUGCAGGAACUGGGCCAUCCCAGGCACCGCUGCAAGUUGAUGUUUUUCUUUCGGAACAACUCCUACUUCUGGAACGACAUGAUCAUUAAGGAGUAUCACCUGAGCAUCGCUGGAUAUAGGGCGUCUCGUUCCACUCCAGUUCAGUGGUUCUGGGAUAAUGAACAAGGUGCCCCCAGCCGCAGGCAGGACACCACCAGCCUUAACUUCCUCAACUGGUUGUCUGACCACAACUGCCCAGGGUCUAACAGGAUUGCUGAGAUCAUCGGUGAGGGCCUAUGGCCCAAUCCCCUGCACUACUACCCCAGGGAGGAAGGCGCUGGGGGAGCUUCAGAGUUUGGCCAAAUAGCACAAGAGGCAGGAGGCGUCUACAGAUGCGGGGGACGGAUGGAUGUAUCUACCUACGCGGUUCUGGUGCCCAGGGGGGAAACGAGGAAAGGAUGGCCAGUGAAGGUUCCAGAGAGCAGAGCCCCACGUGCCAGGAGUGACGCCCAGAGAGACAUAAACAAGUUAACAAGUGAAAAAAAAAAAAAAAAGAAUUAG